Molecule: messenger RNA, 918 nt
Organism: Impatiens glandulifera
Lineage: Eukaryota; Viridiplantae; Streptophyta; Magnoliopsida; Ericales; Balsaminaceae
Product: CUGBP Elav-like family member 1
Exons: 8
Coding region: 1-918 (305 amino acids)
Cellular component (GO): cytoplasm; nucleus; ribonucleoprotein complex
Molecular function (GO): mRNA binding
Source: RefSeq, a predicted model, not a curated record
AUGUUGCCAAAGAAUGUUUCUGAGACUGAGCUUUCUUCAUUAUUUUCUCAAUAUGGAACCAUCAGAGACAUGCUAAUUUUGAGAGGUUCGCAACAAACAACUAAAGGUUGUGUUUUUCUAAAGUAUGAGACCAAGGAACAAGCUCUUGCAGCAAUAGAAGCUCUUAAUGGCAAGCACAAAAUGGAGGCACGCUCAGGUCCUAUGGGACGAAUUUUGAGUCAAUUAGAGGCUUUUGGCGAGUUUAAGAUGAUGGCCUUUAGAGAGGGAGAGAUGCAAGGUAUGACUAAGGAUCUGGAUAUAGAGCUUCGAAAGUUAAAUUGCAGAACGACGGGUGGAUUCAUAAUACAUUCUGUUGAGAAAUUGGUCAAGAAAUUGUACUUUGAUGAACUUGGAGAAAAUCGUGUUAAAGAUGCUGAUGGUUCGGCCUCUAUGCCAGAAAUAAUUUGUCCUAAAGGUACUCUGGUCGAUCAGGUAAUUAGCAGCAGUCUUGGAUGUGUAUCGGGUCCUACUGAAAAUUCUAUUAUGGGGUCUAAGUCUGAAAAAGGUGAAUUUAGUGAAUUGGGUAUUAAAGGUCCUAUUGUUGUUGGUCCUACUGAAAAUUGUGUUAAUAAGGCUACAUAUCUAGUCCCUCUAUCGGAAUCAAUCUGUCUCAAGGGUCCUCUGGUCGAUCAAACAAUUGGCAAAACUCCUAAAUAUGAAUCUGUCAAUUUGGGUAAUGAGGGUCCUAAAAAUGCUACUAUAACAGAGUUGCGUAAGUUUGCUGAACUAGGUUCAUUGGGUCCAUAUGAGGCUAUUAUUUCAGUGUCUAGUUUAGAAAAGGGAGCAUUAGACAUUCUGGUUUAUUUGGGCUCAAUUGAAGAUCAGAAAACAGAAUCUACUAGUCCUAAUGUGAAACAAGAUGAUAAAAACAAACUCUGA